Sinocyclocheilus anshuiensis is the source of this 1953-nucleotide messenger RNA. RefSeq lists its product as uncharacterized. The transcript has 2 exons. The record is from RefSeq and is a predicted model, not a curated record. Bases 78 to 1667 code for a protein of 529 amino acids. Lineage: Eukaryota; Metazoa; Chordata; Actinopteri; Cypriniformes; Cyprinidae.
CAGAUCAGUUAAUGCCAAAGAGAGCAAAAUGGAGCAACAGAGACGAUCAUGCACUGUAAAAAAAUGUGUGGCAUCCUAUGCGACAUCCUGUUAUCGGUGGACUGAGAGCUACGUCAUGCGUACUGAUUGUUCUGUCAUUAUGGAUUGUUUUACCACUGAUUCCAAGAAAAGGCAGUGAUCCUGAGCCUGUGAUGAAUGGUACUGCGUCAGUCAUCCAUACUUUGGGACCGAGACGAGUACGAGAAACAGCAAACGAUUAUAUAGCCAGCUUAUCUGAGUCCUGGAUGGACCAUCCCAGCCCUCCUCAUCCAUACACUAUGAACAUGUGGUGGAGACUAACCAACCAUACAGUAAAGAAAAAUGGGUUAGAGAACUGUUACGUGUGCGCACAGUUCCCACACAGCACCACUGGAGUGGACUGGUGGCCGCAUCAAGAUCACAACACAUCAACCAUCAUGGCUGUGGUGGCUGUGGCAGCAGCUCCUUUUAAUGACAGCUCCACUCUGCUACAAGACGAGGAAUGGAGAAAGAUCAAAGUAACCAAAAGACUGUUUGGCCAGGUAGCAACAGUUAGGGGCAUACCAACUAAUCUGACAUGUUAUAGUAGAGUUACAGGAACUAAUCCUUUAGGGAAAAUACCAAAGAGUAAAUGCAACGUGAUCUACGAAGAGAAUGAAACUAAUCUUGCCACACGACAGCGUUGUCUCAGAUGCUUAAACAAUGCCAUCUCCGUUCCUGGGGAUCUGAGACAAUCUACAAUAGCUGAACAAUAUUUGUUUCACAAUCAUUGCACACGUGCUACAUGUGAGGCUGCUUGUGCAGUUGUGCAUGUACCUGAUGAAGAGGGCACAGGAGUAGUAGAAAACACCUACUGGCAGUGUGGGUAUGCAAUAUAUGUGUCUCUGGCUAGAAACUGGACCGGAACGUGUGCUCUAAUUCAACUGCAUGGUGGAACAAUUGUUCUACGCCACCAACCACGUGAAAUUAUGAGAAGAAAGGAAACGGGACUGCUUAACAUUGCGCAAGACAGCCCAGUGCCAAAAAAACAUCACAUCUGGAACAUAGCUGAGAAAUUGCUGGCGGUUUUUGCACCUGGAAUAGGUGUUGCAUCAUUAAUGCAAGAGGUACAGGUUACCAGGUAUGAACUGAUUUCUUUCAUUAACACGACAAAGAUGAUGGAAGGCAUCGAGGAGCUGAGAGGACUGAGGCUCGCUGCUUUGCAAAAUCUUUUAGUUUUAGACCAGCUGACGGCAGCACAAGGCAGAGUUUGUGUGAUAGUGGGAGAAACGUGCUGCACAUACAUUCCAGAAAAUGAUGCAGAUGGACAUGUCAUUGACGAAGGGAUAGUGAAUUUGACCUACAGGGCAAAGACUCUGACAGGCUGGGAAACUAAUUCGGGGUCUUUUGGAUGGGGAUGGUUCAAAGGUAUAUUUACUGAUGUGACAAAUCUGAUGAUGAUGGUAAUUUGCAUAGUUUGUUCGAUCUUGUUGAUCUUGUGUUUAUGGCCAUGUAUAAUGACAUUGAUUAGAAAUGCUGUGUCAUCUACCUUCCAACACCAAAAGGUUCAUCAUGAUUUUCCUUACUUAUAUCCAAAACCACCGCAUUCUCCAAAGCCUGUGAAAUAUUACACUGAAACUGAUUCCAGCUAUAGUGGCAGUGAAGCUUAAUUACCUAUAGGGUGACACGAUAAUGAUUAGAAGGAUAAGAGCAAAUGUUAUCCGUGGUACGAGAUAAUUGUAAUAAGUGUUAAGAAGAAGGGUUUAUGUUUAGCUUGCUUAAAUGUAAGAGAUGUCGAUGUCUCAAAAAAAAAGUGCUAAUUGCUUUCUUACCUAUGAAAAAUGAUGGUGUGUUUUGAAUCCUUGUGAAUUAACAUGCCUGAUGUACUGUCAUAGGUGAAUAAUCGGAGGAUCCUCAAAUGCAAACUGUGUUUUGCUUCAAGAGAGCAACCAUACG